AUGGAAAGGAAUGCUCUUCAUGGGUUCAAAGAAGGCCUCAAAAAUCCCACCAACAGGCUAUCUUCUUGGGUGGGUGACGAAUGCUGCACAUGGGAAGGCGUGGCUUGUGACAACCACACCGGCCAUGUUGUCAAGCUAGACCUCCGCAACCCACAUGCAUCCUUAGACCCUGACGUUGUUCCUUUGUCGAUCUUCCGCGACGACACAUGGUCCUUGGGAGGUGAGUUGAGGCCUGCCUUACUUGGUCUGAAACACCUGAAAUAUCUUGACCUGAGCAUGAACGACUUUGGAGGAAUUCGUAUUCCGGAAUUCAUGGGCUCAUUCCGUCGGCUCACAUAUCUUAACCUUUCUGGAGCUGGUUUGGGUGGACUGAUCCCACACCAGCUUGGGAAUCUAUCGAGCCUCCAAUAUCUUGAUCUCAGUUAUAAUUAUUAUUAUGAUGACAAUUCUGAACUUCCACUUGGAUUUCUCAUCAUCGAUGAUGCCCUUUGGAUUUCUAAUCUUUCUUCUCUGCGAUAUCUCAAUAUGUCGACGGGUGUGAAAUUCAGAGAAGGUGCUCACUGGCUGGAAGCACUAAACAUGGUCCCUUCUAUUGUUGAGGUACACUUACAAAGCUGUGGCAUCAACACCAUUCCACCCUCUCUUCCACAUGUGAAUUUUACUUCACUUUCUGUUCUUGAUCUUUCUUCAAAUUCUAUUAAUUCGAUGAUACCUGGUUGGUUGUUCAACAUUAGCAGCCUGGAGCACCUUGAUCUUCACGAUAAUGAUAUUUGGGGCACCAUUCCAUCUGCAAUUAAGAAUCUAACUUUGCUCAAGAUCCUUGAUUUAUCCGAUAAUCAGUUUCUUGAUGGCAAAAUUCCAGCUACGCUUGGGGAUCUGUGUAAGCUGCAGCAUUUGAAAUUGUCAGGCAUUAAUAUCAGCAAAAAUUUGCAUGAAUUUGAUGGAGUGUUUACUAGAUGCAUCAAAAAUAGCUUGGAGACUCUAUACAUGUGGAACACCCAGCUUACCGGUUAUUUGCCGGACUGGUUGGGGGACUUCAGAAUGCUCAAAUCACUCAAUUUGUAUGGCAACUCAAUUUUUGGUCCUCUUCCGGCAUCACUUGGAAGACUGUCAGCACUUCAAGGAUUAGUUCUUUCUGAAAAUAAGCUGAAUGGGACCAUCCCAGAAAGUCUUGGAAGACUUGCGGAGCUAGUUUCUUUAGACCUUUCCUAUAAUAUGCUGAAUGGGACCAUCCCAGAAAGUCUUGGAAGACUUACGAAGCUAGUUUCUUUAGACCUCAGCUAUAACUUUUUGGAGGGUCUCAUAUCUGAAGAAUACUUUGCCAAUCUCACCAAACUGAAUUAUCUAUAUUUAUCCCAAAAUCAAUUAAUUCUGAAGCUGGGGCCUGAUUGGAUUCCCCCUUUUCAGCUUCAAGAGUUAUAUAUUGGUUCAUGCAAGUUGGGACCACGAUUCCCAACAUGGCUCCGGAUGCAAAAAAAUAUUAUCCAUCUAGACAUGUCUAGCACAGGAAUUUCAGACACAGUGCCAGAUUGGUUUUGGAGGUCAUUUUCUCAGAUACUUCACUUGGAUAUCUCCAGCAAUGGAAUCACUGGCAGUAUACCCAAUCUUACCGACUUCAACAAUCUUGGUCAUCUUAAUUUGAGUUCUAACCACUUUGAGGGACCUUUGCCAAAUUUUAAUUCUGUAAUAUUGUGGCUGCUAGACCUAUCAAACAAUUCAUUUUCAGGUGGGAUUCAUCCAAGUAUUGGCAAAAGCAUACCUCAUUCAGUCUAUCUCUCCCUUUCCGCAAACAAUUUAAGUGGUGAAAUUCCUUUGUCUUUUUGUCAGCUCAGUGGUAUGGUUCUUGAUCUUUCAAAAAAUCUAAUGUUAGGUGAGCUUCCUGAUUGCUGGAACCACUCUUUUGGAAUCAUGGUCAUGGAUUUUUCAAGCAACAAUCUAUCUGGAAGCAUUCCUCCAUCAAUCUGUUCAUCACCAAAUCUUGAGUCAUUGCAUUUAAGCAAUAAUAAUCUAUCAAGAGCACUUCCUUUAUCCUUGAAGAGUUGUGUGCAUUUAAAUACUCUUCAUCUUGGACAUAAUGGAUUCACUGGUGCAAUACCUACCUGGAUAGGAGAAAGUUUGUUGUCUUUGAAGAUCCUCAACUUACGAUCAAACAAGCUUGUUGGAAAUAUCCCUCCUAAUCUAUCAAGACUAAGUGCUCUUCAAAUCCUGGAUCUUGCUAAUAACAAUUUAUCAGGAAACAUUCCUUCAACAUUUGGGAACUUCACUGCCAUGAAAAUAUUACGAAAUACUCAUGGAACAAUUUUAGAUUUUCGAAAUGGAACGAUGUUCGGUAUUUCUUAUGAGGACAAAAUUCAAGUGACCAUAAAGGGACAAUACAUUGAGUAUGCCAUAUUGCUUCCACUUGUGAUCGCUAUGGAUCUUUCAAAUAAUAACUUGUCCGGAACAAUACCAAAAGAGCUGACUAGCCUUUUUGGACUCAUGAGCUUAAAUUUAUCUGAAAAUCAUCUGACCGGAGAGAUCACAGAAAAAAUUGGUGCAUUACAACAGUUGGAGUCACUUGACUUAUCAAAAAAUAAUCUUUUCGGUAGAAUUCCUUCAAGCAUGAUUGAUCUAACUUUUCUGAGUUACUUGAACUUAUCAUAUAACAAUCUGUCAGGAAGAGUUCCAAUAGGUAAUCAGCUUCAAACCUUCAUUGACCCAUCUAUCUACAUUGGUAAUCCUGAUCUUUGCGGGUUUCCAUUAACUCAAAAGUGCAAAGAUGAUGGGACAAACCAAGGUCCAAAUGCUGUUGGAGGGGAUGAACAAAAUAAUGAUGCCAUGGAUGAAGAAAGAUUUAAAGUGAAGUGGAAUAUGAGCACUGGAGCAGGAUUCGCUGUAGGUUUGUGGGUUGCUUUUGGCCCGUUAUUAUUCAACAACAAAUGGAGAGAAGCCUAUUUUCAACUUAUAGAUCAGGUAUAUGAUACCAUUUAUGUGGUCUUGGCAGUGAUUUUUACUAGGCUUAAAGGACACAAUGUUACAGCAUGA
Elaeis guineensis (African oil palm) is the source of this 3024-nucleotide messenger RNA. RefSeq names its product receptor-like protein EIX1. Gene Ontology annotation, molecular function: protein binding. The record is from RefSeq and is a predicted model, not a curated record. Lineage: Eukaryota; Viridiplantae; Streptophyta; Magnoliopsida; Arecales; Arecaceae.